Molecule: messenger RNA, 1558 nt
Organism: Zea mays
Lineage: Eukaryota; Viridiplantae; Streptophyta; Magnoliopsida; Poales; Poaceae
Exons: 2
Coding region: 601-1089 (162 amino acids)
Source: RefSeq, a predicted model, not a curated record
CCGGGAGAUUUUUCCCCCCGCUGCUGCCUCCCAGAUUUUUCUCCCUUGGAUUCUUAUCUGUCGCCGCCCCUUGAUUUUUCUACACGCGCCGUCAUUAUCUCCAGCUGUGGAGCUUCUUCUCCCUGGCUGCGUCUCCCUCCCUCUCCCUCGUGUCUUCUUCUCCCUGCUCGCUGGCGUUCCUCCAGCUCCCUGCUCACUCCUCUUCUUCUCCCACGCACGCACAGGCUCCUCCCUCUGCGCAUCUCCCUGCGUCCGGUCGAGUUCUCCACACCGCGCUCCACUGCUCGGCCAACCGCUGCCCAAGUCCGGCCAGCCGAAGUGCUCCAUCUCCCAGCUCGCGGAGCUCCCUGGCUGGCGCGCCGACUUGGAGCUCGCCAUGGACGUUGGCCACCGCUGCAUGCUCGCCACGGCCUCCCAGCUCCUCCCAGCCGCCCCUCCUCCCUCUACUCUCUGCGUGCUUCUCUCCCUCUCUCCCCUUCUCCCUACUGCACGCGUUGGAUCUCAGCUCACGGAGCUCUCUCUUCUGUCUUUCAUGGCGAACGCCUGCUUCCCCUGCUCGGAUUUCGUCUGUGCCCCGGGCUCCAUGGCGUCCCCGCCUCCAUGCUAGUCCCAGCCGAGCUCUCCCUCUCCCUGGUCCCUUCUCUGCGUGCCCUGGUACUCGCUCGCUGCUGCGCUCGCUCUCCCCUGCCUGCUCGAGUUCGCCCCCAGCUCCUGACCAUGGAGCUUCGCCCCGGCGGCCUCUUCUUUCCGGCGGCCGGUCGGAGUUUCCUCUGCGCUUGUCCUGGCAGUCGCGCCAUGGCCAGCUCCUCUACUCGGCCUUGUCCUUGUUUUUCUUCCCUUCAUGACCUGCCGAGGCUCCCUCCCCAGCUACGUCUGUGGUCAUCGGGCAUGUCAGCUGCCGCAGGCUCGCCUCACCCGGCUUCGUCACCAGUCUUCGCUCGACGCGUCCUUAUACUCAACAUGGGGUUUCUCUGCUAUAACAUUGGCUCGCCGUGGCCUGGUCGAUUUGUCCUCAGUGUCGCGCCAGCCGUGCAGAUCUUUCCAUCGCGUUCGAACCUCGCUAUCGGCCCACCGCUCUCGUCGCCAUGAAGACUAUGCAACAGCGCUUGGUCUCAAUGGUCUGUUGAUCUGCAUAGGUGGUGGUUUGGUUAAGAGUGGUGUUGAUAGAAGCAGAAAAUGAAUUUUGUGUAAGGCUCGCCUGGUGCUCGACGAAACGCCUCACCCACGAAAGCAUCGUCGUUUUUGGAAACUUUCGCAUCGGUACGUUAAUUGACUACGUGAUAUGGAGGACCAAAGCUGAGCCGAUCACAAGAUGAUGUUAAGCGUGGGCUUCUCCACAAGGUGAUGCUGGUGGAUCAACCUGAAAAUGGGCAGACUGAACAAGUGUCAACACAAAAGGCUAGUCGCCAAGUGGUCGCCAUCUAACAAACACUAACGUAGUGUUUAUUCCAGGCAAGCCCCGGUGCAUGCAACCCCUUCCUUGUGUUUUUAAAUGAUUUUUACACACUUUAAGUCCAGCGAAAUGUGCAUUAGGUUUAUAGGAGUUGCUUGGAAACCC